Aspergillus pseudonomiae is the source of this 537-nucleotide messenger RNA. RefSeq names its product Zn(II)2Cys6 transcription factor domain-containing protein. Gene Ontology annotation, biological process: regulation of DNA-templated transcription. The coding region runs from base 98 to 271 and encodes 57 amino acids. Gene Ontology annotation, molecular function: zinc ion binding; DNA-binding transcription factor activity, RNA polymerase II-specific. The record is from RefSeq and is a predicted model, not a curated record. The transcript is spliced from 2 exons. Lineage: Eukaryota; Fungi; Ascomycota; Eurotiomycetes; Eurotiales; Aspergillaceae.
UGUAUCUCUCUGCCUAUACCUACUCAGCAAGUCGGAAGCAUACGCGCCGACAGGUAUGAUAGAAGUAGAUCUUGUAUAAGCCCACCCUGUGGUGAUCAUGAUCCACAGUACCGGGGGGAAACAUGUCCCUCGACUUCCAGCCUGUCAAUCGUGUUAUACAAAAAAGAUAAAGUGCGAUAAUGCGCGACCAAAAUGUAUGCCUUGUGUAAAGAGUGGCCAUGCAUGCUUCACCGUUAGCCUCGGGGGGACUGUUCCGGUUUCAAGAGAGUAAGCCUGACAUUGUGCCAAGCACGUCUGUCCAUGGCCCCCUAUGCUUACGCUCUAAAUAGGUACAUCUAUGAACUAGAGCAGCAUGUACAAGGUCUCCAGACAGAGAUGACCGUGGUGGAAGGUCAAGAGGUGGGCCGAGGAUAUUCUCACUCCACGGCAGCAGUGACAGAGAGCCCAACGCCGACACGACCUGAAAGACAUAAUCAAGCGCCGGAACCUCCGAUAGCAAUACAGAGUAAUGAUGUGAUUUCACCACCCAGUAUCACG